This is a messenger RNA of Nannizzia gypsea CBS 118893, 1368 nucleotides long. RefSeq lists its product as hypothetical. The coding region runs from base 1 to 1368 and encodes 455 amino acids. Lineage: Eukaryota; Fungi; Ascomycota; Eurotiomycetes; Onygenales; Arthrodermataceae. The record is from RefSeq and is a predicted model, not a curated record. The transcript has 6 exons.
AUGGAUUCUUGCUUUCAAGCUCCUACGGAGCCCAGUCGAGACGAGGUCCUGCAAGCCAGCACGGAUCGAUGGCGUCGAGUAUCAGGCUGGACACUGCUCUCCAAAAUGUACCAAGUUUCACUGCAAACAGGCACGAAUCGUAUUCAGUCGUGUCGAUCAUACUGGUGCAUCGGCGAAGGAAACUGCCAUUCCAACCAUUUAGAGCUGGAUGAGCGUCUUCUGUUUGGAAUUCCAACACCGACAAGCUGCAAAAUCGCUGGAACCAUUAUACAAGAGGGGCGAACUAUGAAUGUUCACGAAGACGGCUUCUCGGCGGAAGCACAUGCUCGUUGGGGCGGAGUCUCAGGGAGGACAGAUCAGUUACCGAGACAAUAUUGCUGCCUGCAUUCAAGAAGCUUCUCCUAUGGUGGAGUGCUGGCUCCAGGGGUUGGCUGGGAAGCGACCAUAUCUACGAUGCAGCGUAAUUACUAUUCACCGUGGUCUGUCAGCAAUGAUACCGCAUCGGGAUUUCUUGUACGUGCUGUAGCCAGGGACAGUGGCACACAUAUCAGUGUUACCUCAUCGGAGCAAGCAUUCGAAUACCUCUCUCGAUUCUGCCAACGGAAAAAGAUCCAGGAACAAUGUCUCAUGGGCUUAGCAACCAGUCUAAUGUUUCCCACUCAUAAUUUGACUGGUGUCCCUGUCAGACUGGUCUCCGCUGAAUCUCCAAUAUGGCAAAUGGAAGUUUCAGAUGAUGAAAAAAACGCCGACAUGGAAUUUACACGGACUGGUCCCGGUACUGUGUUUUACCUUUUUAACAGCGCAGUUCCGUGUGUAUUUUGCAGCCAGUGGUUGUUGCCGGGUAUCGAGCUGCUAGAAACUCUCCCUCGCAGACAGGUUGCCCCUGUUCUUAGUCAAUACUGUCCUUCACUGGCAACUUGGUGGACUGGAGCAAUUUUCAGUGGGAUACACGAAUACGUCUUUCGGAUGGCUAAGAAUGCUACCCCGCCGAUAAGCCACUCAUCAGCAUGGUGGACCCGUUCUUCCCAAUCGUUCCAUUGCUGCACGAUUUCAACCCCUUCGGAGAACAAGCAGAUACCCAGGUUCCAGGAGGCAUUGCUACUGUACCUAUUUGAACCUCUCUGGGAUCACGAAGGCCCUAUAUCACCGUGGCGGCCCAUUGGCACAAUUGGUCUGCGGGAUGCAAUGAUUCAGGUGCAGAUCCACUCCAAAUGCGGAUCGCGACAUUUCUUGAAAUACAAACACUGGUCGUGGUCGGAAGCUAGCGGAGAAUAUCAAGAUACAGGAUAUUCUUGUGGAAGUGAUGUUAUCGGGAAACAAAAUCUUGAUAUCACAAUCGGUUUGGCCGCUCCUAUUGAAAUGAACUAG